UGACUUCUGAUUGGAUGAGGUGGGGUGGAGCUAAAAGGAGGAUACAACACCCUGCCCAUAUCCCUAGAAAUCUGGAGGAAAGGGUCCAUCAUUCUCUGCCAUGUUCAAGGCUCAGGUGAGUGGGGACCAGAAGGUUGGUUCCCAGUGCAUCCUUCAACUGUCGAGGAGCCCUGCAGCCAGUGAAGUAUUGAAAUGAAGCAGAACUGAGUGAGGAUUGUUGAGAAGACACAACUCAUCCUCCCCUGCUGGUUCAGGAAUGAAUUAAACUCAUAAGGACUGCAAACUUCUAUGAAGGACAGUCCUCACCAGGCCACGCCCUUUCCAGAGUGCAUCUGCUCUGAUGGUUCAGUCUAAGCCAUGGAGUCAGGAAACCGCAGCUGUGGGACAGACUUCACCUUGGUUGGUCUUUUCCAGGAUGGACACAUGGACACCUUCCUCUUCACAGUCAUCUCCAUCCUCUUUGCAGUGGCUCUCAUAGGCAACAUCACACUGGUCAUCCUCAUCAGGCUGGACCAAAGACUCCACACCCCCAUGUACUUUCUCCUCAGCCAGCUCUCCAUCAUGGACAUGAUGUACAUCUCCACCACUGUGCCCAAGAUGGCAGCUAACUUCCUCUCAGACACCAAGGCCAUUUCCUUUCUGGGCUGUGUGAUCCAAGCCUUUGUUUUUCUGACCCUGGGUGGGUCUGAAGCCCUCCUGCUGGGCUUCAUGUCCUAUGACAGGUAUAUAGCCAUCUGCCGACCCUUGCACUACCCUGUGCUCAUGAGCAGGAAGAUCUGCUGCUCCAUGGUCGCCAGUGCCUGGAGCAGCAGCUCCAUCACUGCAUCAGUGCACACAGUGUAUGUGUUUCAACUUCCAUUCUGUGGCUCUAGGAUGGUUAACCACUUUUUCUGUGAGGUUCCAUCUCUCCUGCCACUGGUGUGUGAAGACACGUCCCAGUAUGAGCAUACAGUCCUCGUGAGUGGACUUGUCAUUCUGCUGCUCCCCUUCCUGGCCAUCCUAGCUUCCUAUGCUCGGGUGUUGGUUGUUGUAAUCCAGAUGGGUUCAGGGAAGGGACAGAGUAGAGCUGUGUCCACCUGCUCCUCACACCUGACUGUGGCCAGCUUGUUCUAUGUCACCACUCUCUCCACCUACACCCAGCCACACACCUUGCAUUCUCCUGGAAGGGACAAAGUGGUGGCUGUGCUCUACUCAAUCGUCACCCCUGUUCUGAACCCAUUCAUCUACAGCCUGAGGAACAAGGAGGUCAUGGGGGCCCUGAGGAGACAAAUGAAAUGAAGGAUAAUGACUCGGGACUUUGGGUCACCCUGUGGACUCAUACAGAGGCUGGUCUUGGACACUCUCUGGGAUGAUUUCAGGAUUGAUAUUCUUGGGGAAGCUCAUCAGCUUGUGUCACUGACUGAACAAGAGCACGUAACCAUCCAGUUGAUGAAUUGAAUCUGAAUGUUGAUUCUGAGAGAGAUGGACAGCCUUUGUCCCAGGCCCUAGCAUCUCUGGCUGCCAGUCAGCCUGGGUUGGCUUUCCACAGAACUUUCUUUUCUUUGGCCCUGAUGUAAGGAACCAUGACUUCUCCAACUGUGGGAGCCAGUACAGUUGCCUGCUGUGCACUUGUCUUGCUCUGGAAACUCUGUAGUUUAGGAAUACAACUGUACCUAUGCAUGAAUUUUGCUGAAAUCUGGAAUAUUUUAUUGGUUUUCUUUUGCAGAUGCAACUGUUAUAUAAUAAUGUGUGUGUGUGUGUGUGUGUGUGUAUUUUAUAAUGUGACAUAUUUUAAGGUCAAUUCUGAAAGAAAUAGGAAGGGAGCCAACUUAAUGCUUGCCUUGAUGCUUGUGUGAUUAUUACCACAUGAAUGAGAUUUCCAAGCUCUCUAAGCUCUUUAAUGAUGUCUUGCUGACUCCCUUUAUUAAUACCAUUCCCCAAAUUCACUAUGACUUUGUAAUAAACAUCAUUAAUGGAUCUGUCUGACAGAAUGCACUUUGUCUCUUUCCACGAACACCUCUAUGUCGCUCUCCCAUGCUUAAAUUUAUGUUGAUCACCCUUGCUAACUUAUGAUAAGAACAUUUAGAAAAACAGACCCAGAAUGGUUCUGCUCUAGAAAUCUGUAGACAAUGUUUGCAUAUUGUCCAUGGCUAAUAUACAAUAAAUGCUAAAAGCAAU
Mus musculus (house mouse) is the source of this 2157-nucleotide messenger RNA. It is a transcript of the gene Or2ak4, whose product is annotated as olfactory receptor family 2 subfamily AK member 4. NCBI's taxonomy places the organism in Eukaryota, Metazoa, Chordata, Mammalia, Rodentia, Muridae. The transcript has 4 exons. Gene Ontology annotation, cellular component: plasma membrane; membrane. The record is from RefSeq and is a predicted model, not a curated record. Gene Ontology annotation, molecular function: olfactory receptor activity; G protein-coupled receptor activity. The coding region runs from base 358 to 1278 and encodes 306 amino acids. Gene Ontology annotation, biological process: G protein-coupled receptor signaling pathway; signal transduction.